AUGCCUUUUCCGAUGAGAAUUCAACCGAUAGAUUCACAGCUGUACAGUGAAUCAUCGUUCCGAAACGACGUCGUGAAGCCACCGGUGUUGAAAUCGAGGCUGAAACGUCUCUUCGACAGGCAGUUCAACAGUGUUCUGAGGAUUUCAGCAACUGAGAAGCCAAGCACUGGAGGUGAGAAAGAUGGAGGAGUUCCCGCUGCUGUCGCCGUGCCUGAGUUAGAGCCGAGCUCGAUUUGUCUGGAUAAGAUGGUUCAGAAUUUCAUCGAAGAUAACGAGAAGCAAUCAGGACCCGCCGGCGCAAAAUACGGCCGUCACCGCUGCAAUUGCUUCAAUGGUAACAGCAAUGACUGCUCCGAUGACGAGUUUGAUUUCUUUGACUCCAAUACUCCAGGCUCUUCUUUCAACGAUCCCUCCGAUACUCUCAAGAGUCUGAUUCCGUGCGCGAGCGUAGAGGAGCGAAAUCUGUUAGCAGACACUUCAAAAAUCGUGGAGAACAACAAAUCUUGCAAACGAAAAGACGAUUUGAGAAAAAUCGUCGCCAAGGGUUUAAUAGCCCUAGGUUACAACGCUUCCAUUUGUAAAUCCAAAUGGGAAAAAUCUUCUUCCAUUCCUGCUGGUGAAUAUGAAUAUAUAGAUGUGAUUAUAGAAUGCGAAAGGCUGUUAAUCGACAUUGAUUUCCGAUCGGAGUUCGAAAUAGCUCGAUCAACAAGCAGUUACAAGGGAAUUCUACAAGGUCUACCUUACAUUUUCGUCGGAAAAUCCGAUCGGCUUCUCCAAAUUGUUUCCAUUGUAUCAGAGGCUGCACGGCAUAGCCUUAAUAAGAAAGGGAUGCAUGUAGCCCCGUGGCGCAAGGCCGAAUAUAUGACAUCAAAAUGGCUCGGCCCACACACCCAAAGCGCUCCCAUCGCGAUCGAGGAGCCAACCGAAGCUAAUUCCGAAUCUAACCCAAUUCCCUCACCUACCGAAGGCGGAGAAUUGGAUUUGAUUUUUGGCGAAGAAAUGAUUUUAUCGGAGGCGAAUGACCCCAUGGAGGCUCUUCCGGAGAGUAUGUGGCAACCGCCAACGGUGAAGGUGAAGAGGGCAAACAAAGGAACGAUCACUGGAUUAGCCGCCCUUCUCAAGGAAAAACUCUAA
Molecule: messenger RNA, 1134 nt
Organism: Fraxinus pennsylvanica
Lineage: Eukaryota; Viridiplantae; Streptophyta; Magnoliopsida; Lamiales; Oleaceae
Source: the annotation of a GenBank genome assembly